AUUGCCAUCUGCUGGUUGCACGUGCUGUCGAUGAGGAAAUGGUCAACAUGGUAUGAAUGGAUCAAUAGCCUGCGUUUCACCUUCUCAUUGCUGGGCAUGUGAUUUCUGUUAUUCAAACAUCUUUGGUAUUGCUAGCUUGGGUUCCAUUGCUUGCAUAGUGACGUUGAUAUACUUAUAUGAGAAGGAGAUGUACCAAUAGUGGUUACAGUAUCUAGCUAGAGCGAUAGCUAUAGCAGGUUGCAGACAGUCGUGUAGGUCGCGCCCGGCUUCAGAGCUCCUUCCCCGGUGACUGCAAGCUGGAAAGGACGUGGAUGCGGUGAGGCCCAUUGGUACAACCAGGUGACAGUAUGGCUGAGGACCCUCAGAGGAACUUCCGUUCUGCCUAUUAUGAGAAGGUGGGCUUCAGAGGGGUGGAGGAGAAGAAAUCACUGGAGAUAUUACUGAAGGACAACCCACUGGACGUGGAGAAGCUGAGCAUUUUCAGUCAGAGAUUCCCUCUGCCCUCAAUGUACAGGAUCCAUGUAUGGAAAGUGCUGUUGGGUAUCCUUCCUCCCCACAGUGACUCCCACUCCCUGGUGGGAGGGUACAGGCGGGAACAGUACCAGGAUGUGUUGGAGGCCCUGAAGGUGAUGAGGUUUGUCCACAUGGCCACUCCCCAGACGCAGGUGUACCUACGCAUGUUCCAGCUGGAGAGCCAAGUACUGCCCAGACGCUCGGAUACCUCAGCCCCGGACGAGGAGGAUGAGGACUUCCUGUCCAUAGCUCGAGCCAUGGAGGAGAUCGUAGAAGACCCUAUGGAUUGUUAUUGGCUGAUCAAGAGCUUUGUCAACCAGUUCAACAAUAAGUGUGGAGACUCCAUUCCCCACCUGCCCAAGAGUCUGGAGCACUACCUGAGUGUGGAGGAGCCCCGGCUACUGAACCAUCUGAAGAAUACUGGGGCCCUCGCCAUGCUGCCAUACAGCCUGUGGUUCAGACGAUGUUUUGCUGGCUGCCUGCCUGAGUCCAGCCUGCAGAGGGUGUGGGACAAGGUGAUCAGCGGGUCCUGUAAGAUCCUGGUCUUCGUUGCCAUGGAGAUCCUUCUCAGCUACAAGAUCGUGGUGAUGGGGACCAGCAGACCGGAGGGAGUGGUCAACAUCCUGUGCAACAUGCCCCAGGAGAACACUGACGCAAUAGUGACUAAGGCCAUCGACCUGUGGCACAAGUACUGUGGCACCCCCAUGCACUCUGUAUAGGAUCACAGGUCUCCUGCCGGACCCUCUGGAUGGGGUCAUUGACAUUGGGAUACGCUUGGACUCAAAUCAAUCACAUUUAUUCGUCACAUACUUCGUAAAACAACAGAUGUGGACUAGCAGUGCAACGGCUUCUUUACGGGCCCUUCCAAACAAUGCAGAGAGAAAUAAUAUAAAAGUAAUAAUAACAUGUCUAUAUACACACACGGUGCCAGUUCCAAGUAGAUCUGCAGGGGUACAAGGUCAUUGAGGUAGAUAUGUUCAUAUAACUAGGAAUAAAGUGACGAGACAACAGUAUAGAUAAGCAGUGUAUGUGAUGAGUGCCUGGUACAGAGGUCCUGGAUGGCAGUGAGCUCAGCCCCAGUGAUGUACUGAGCUGUACGCACUACCCUCUGCAGAGCCUUGCGCUUCAAUGCCAAGAAAUGGUCAUACCAGGCGGUGAUGCAGCCAGUCAAGAUGCUCUCAGUGGUGUCGCUGUAGAACUUUUUUGAGGACCUGAGGGUCUUUUCAACCUCUGACUGGAUGUGCCCCUGAGGAACCACCGUGUUGAGGGUAAGUGUGGCGAACGUGUUGAUGCCUACCAUCAGCACCUGGGAGCAGCCUGUCAGGAAGUCCAGGAUCCGGUUGCAAAGGGAGGUGUUCAGUCCCAGGGUCCUUAGCUUAGUGUUGAGCUUUGAGAGCACUAUGAUGUUGAAUGCUGAGCUGUAGUCAAUGAACAACAUUCUCAUAUAGCUGUUCCCUUUGUCCAGGUGGGGAAGGGCAGGACCCGGUUGCAGAAAAUGGCAGAUUUGGGCAUGCCUAAAUUGGAAACGUUACUGUACAGCCAUUGCAUGACGUCAGAACUCUGGCUCUGCUCUUCACAGCACUGUAUGGGUUUUGACUGACAGCCGUUCUGAACUUGAGCAUCUCGCACGACAAGAAGUUGCCCCCAUCCCUCCCGCUAAAUUGGGCAACUUUUGAGGGAAAUGCUGUAAAUUAAGAGGAUUCUAUGUAUACUGAAAAAAAUAUUAACGCAACAUGAAACAAUUUAAAAUAUUUUACAGAGUUACAGUUCAUAUAAGGAAAUCAGUCAAUUGAAAUAAAUAUAUUAGGCCCUAAUCUAUGGGUUUCACAUGACUGGGCAGGGGUGCAGACAUGGGUGGGCAUGGGAGGGCAUAGGCCCACCCACUGGGGGGCCAGGCCCAGUCAAUCAGAAUGAGUUUUUCCCCACAAAAGAGCUUUAUUACAGACAGAAAUACUCCUCAGUUUCAUCAGCUGUCCAGGUGGCUGGUCUCAGACGAUCCCGCAGGUGAAGAAGCCGAUUGUGGAGGUCUUGGGCUGGCGUAGUAAUUACAUGUGGUCUGCGGAAUUGUGUUCAUUGUCCAUAGCUUAUGCCUGCCCAAACCAUAACCCCACCGCCACCAUGGGGCAGUCUGUUCACAACGUUCAAAUCAGCAAACUGCUCGCCCAUACACGUGGUCUGCGGUUGUGAGGCCUGUUGGACGUACUGCCAAAAUUCUCUAAAACAAUGUAAGUGGCAGUUUAUGGUUGAGAAAUGAACAUUCAAUUCUCUGGUAACAGCUCGGUGGACAUUCUUGCUGUCAACAUGCCAAUUGCACGCUCCCUCAAAACUUGGCAUCUGUGGCAUUGUGUUGUGUGACAAAACUGCACCUUUUAUUGUCCCCAGCACAAGUUGCACCUGUGUAAUGAUCAUGCUGCUUAAUCAGUUUAUUGACAUGCCACACCUGUGAGGUGGCUGGAUUAUCUCGGCAAAGAGAAAUGCUCACUAGCAGGGAGGUAAACACAUUUGUGCACAACAUUGAGGAGAAAUAAGCUUUUCGUGCAUAUGGAAAAUUUUGGGGAUCUUUUAAUUCCGCGUAUCAAAUAUGGGACCAACACUUUACAUGUUGCGUUUUAUAUUUUAUUCAGUAUAUUUUGAAAAAUUGAAACUUUGAGGAUUGAUAAUAAAUACCAAAUUGAUGUCAUACAAGCCAAACACCCUUGAGUCCAAAAUGUGCACUUCACAUUUCCAUGUCAUAAAACGUGUCUUAUACCGUGUCAACGUUUAUGAUCACUAUGUUUCGUGUCCAGUUACACGAUGACAUGCCGUCAUACCCUGGGUUGUUCUGAACAGAAUGAUCCUCGGUCUCUGUAUUGUGAAGAACAUUUGCCACGGCGCACGCACCUGAAUGCGCUCAUGACUCCUUUCUAUGCGCAACAAAAUUCUGAUCUGUUUCCCUAAAUUGCAUUGUGAAAGACUUUUUUUUUAUAAUGUCUUUGUCUAACACUGUAAUAUAGUAAUUUUAUACCUUUUCUAGUCAUGUUGACAAUGGAACAGGCUUUGAAAUGAUGCCCACCUGACUCCGAUUGCGAUUUAUAAUGGACCAUUUUGGAUUGCGUAAGUAACUGUAAUUGUGUGAUUGCGGGGAUGCAGUGUUGUUCCAAACACAAAUAACUACAAGUGUGCUUGCUGCUCUAGUUCCUGAAUGGCACAGCUCACCUUUAUAGUUGACGACUCUUCUUUAAAUCAUAAAAGUGCAUUUGAAAUGACUUAGAAACUGUGCACCCUUUAGAAAGGUGUGGCCACUUGGAGAUACCAGUUAAUCCUCUCACUCAAACCCGUGUAAUUUAUUUUGUCUUAUGUUGUACCUACCCCACAUUUUCCAGGAAUAUUCUUAUCCUGUUACUGAAUGUAUCAAGAGCAUUUUCAGAUUUAGUUUUCAACAAAUGUGACGGCAAAGGACGGCAUACAGUACUAGUAAAACGUUUUGGACACACCUACUCA
This is a messenger RNA of Oncorhynchus keta (chum salmon), 3993 nucleotides long. RefSeq names its product TBC1 domain family, member 7 (gene tbc1d7). Bases 348 to 1232 code for a protein of 294 amino acids. Gene Ontology annotation, molecular function: GTPase activator activity. The transcript has 8 exons. Lineage: Eukaryota; Metazoa; Chordata; Actinopteri; Salmoniformes; Salmonidae. The record is from RefSeq and is a predicted model, not a curated record. Gene Ontology annotation, biological process: negative regulation of TOR signaling; activation of GTPase activity.